Penaeus monodon (black tiger shrimp) is the source of this 797-nucleotide messenger RNA. Its product is annotated as protein phosphatase 1 regulatory subunit 36-like. NCBI's taxonomy places the organism in Eukaryota, Metazoa, Arthropoda, Malacostraca, Decapoda, Penaeidae. Gene Ontology annotation, molecular function: phosphatase binding. Gene Ontology annotation, biological process: negative regulation of phosphatase activity. The record is from RefSeq and is a predicted model, not a curated record.
GUACAAGAACUCCUGUGGCAGUUAGUGAGGUACUUCGGAGAACUGUUCCUGCAGGCGGAUCUUAUAAGGGGAAUCGAGCCUCCUGCAGUAGGGAACCAGAAGUCCCUGCAGAUGAGGUGGGAAAGGCGUCUCUCCGCUGUCCUCGACCCCUUGGCUUCUACGUAUGGCCUGCUGGUUCUUGGACACGGCCUGGAGAAUUUGCAUCAUAUGAAGCGGGGUCGGAGUCUGCACAGCUACGGAUCGCGAGACAAUAGCAUCUUCGAACGUCUGUACGAACUCUGCGAGCUCCUUGUUUGGAUCGUCUUCCGCCGCCGAGAUCGCCCCGUCGUGCACGCUGAGAUCACAAGGCUGUUCAGGGGCGAAGUGAACCUGGAACAGCAGCAGCAGCAGCAAUUGCAACAGCAGCAGCAACAGCACAGCCAGGUGUCGUAUCAUCAUCACUUGGACGACCCGCUCGAGCAGAGGCCGAAGCAUCGCAAGAAGGGGCCGUCGCUUUCGAAGGUCGUCCAAGAGAGCUCUGGGCUGAUGGUUCGCAAAGUCCCGGAGAUGUCACUCACCCAGACGAUCAGUUCUUCGCCAGAAGCGCUGCCUGCUCUCACCUACAACAAUGAAGACGACAUACUGAGUAGUCAAGGGUUAUGGCUGAUCGGGGCAAAAAGGGCAGAUCUGAACGAGUACUUGGAACCCGCUGUUCAAGAGAUAGAUCAACUGAGUUUGCUUGAUUAAAACAACUGUAUAUUAAUAGUUUCAUCACAUAAUUAAAAUGUAUACUGAUCAUUAAAAAAUCUGAAGUAAAA